CCAUCAGUUGUGACCAUAACACGCCGUAUUGUGUUGCGUGUUCCACCGCUUACCCACCUAUAUUUAGCCUCAUCCUAUCAUUUCUGAUACUAAAAGAAUCCCGACAGCGGCGAUCUCGCGGCCCCUAGCAGCCUGACCGGUACAGAAAUCUGUCCAGCGGGCUGGGGAAGAGGGUAUGGCGGGGAGCAGGGAGUGAGCGAGGCCGGGAGGAACACAGAACAUCCUUCGGCCGGGCGCGGACGCGUCACUCCCGCCCACUAGAGACUGGUGCGACCAUACGAUUACAAGCGCUGCUAUGACCAGUGAAACCUAACACGACGAAAACCUGGGUCAGAUUUUCCACGGUUGUCUCGACGUUUGAAGCGGAUUGGCGGCUGAGUCACCCCCGGCAGCAGGCGCAGAAUUAGUCUAGAGGCUGUGGUUCGAGAAGCAGGCUUCAGGGAUGUCUCAAAACGCCAACAAGAACGCCAACGCCUCCUCAUCCUCGGGCUUCGAACUCCCGAAGGUGGACGUGCACAGCCACUACCUCAUCGUGCGGGAGGUGGGGAGGGGAACCUACGGGAGAGUCGACCUCGCCAUCCACAAGGAAACGGGCACCAAACUAGCGCUCAAGUCCGUGCCAAAGCGAACCACCAGACUCCGUGAUUUCUACCGAGAAUUCACGCUCAGUCAGUACCUCUCGGCACACCCGUUUAUCAUCACCACCUAUGACGUCGCUUUCCAGACAAAACAUUACUUUAUCUUUGGACAGGAGUAUUCGGCAGUCGGGGACUUGUUCGAGGCGAUCCCGCCACAGGAGGGCUUGCCUGAGGAGACCGCCAAACUGUGCGUACAACAGAUCGGGUCGGCGCUAGAGUUCAUGCACGCGAAGGGACUGGUACACCGGGACGUCAAGCCGGAGAACAUUCUGCUCUUUGACCGAGAUUGUCGGCGGGUGAAGCUGAUGGAUUUUGGCAUGACGAGGAAGUGCGGCACGCAUGUGAAAAAGAUCAGCGGCACGAUACCCUACACCCCUCCCGAGAUUUGCCAGGCCGCCCACAACGACGGCUUCUACGUGGAGACCAGCGCGGAUGUCUGGGCGUUUGGCGUGCUCAUUUUCUGCAUGCUCACCGGGAACUUCCCGUGGGAGAACGCGGAGGAUAGGGACUGCUACUUCACGGAGUUCGUCGGCUGGCAGAAGCGGACCACCAGCGGGAUGCCCUCGCAGUGGAAGAAGUUCACCCCCCGCCUCAUGAAGUUCUUCCGCAAGUCGCUGGAAAUCAAGCCGGAGAAGCGCUGUCAAAUCAGGGAGGUGUACAAGUACAUCCACUACGACUGGCUGCUACCGCCUCUCAACGGAAACCGGUGGGUACCCAUGACGUCACCAACAGAGACAGGUAGCACGAGCACAGCAAUAACUGAUGACGUGGUGCAGCCAUGCGCAGUAGAGGUCCUGUUAUGAAGAAGUAAAGGAUCACGGGAAGAAUAAAAAAAAUGGCGG
Branchiostoma belcheri (Belcher's lancelet) is the source of this 1480-nucleotide messenger RNA. RefSeq names its product serine/threonine-protein kinase SBK1-like. Bases 443 to 1441 code for a protein of 332 amino acids. Gene Ontology annotation, molecular function: protein serine/threonine kinase activity; ATP binding. Lineage: Eukaryota; Metazoa; Chordata; Leptocardii; Amphioxiformes; Branchiostomatidae. The record is from RefSeq and is a predicted model, not a curated record. Gene Ontology annotation, biological process: peptidyl-serine phosphorylation; peptidyl-threonine phosphorylation. The transcript has 3 exons.